Messenger RNA from Phanerochaete carnosa HHB-10118-sp, 480 nucleotides. RefSeq lists its product as uncharacterized. The transcript has a single exon. Bases 157 to 420 code for a protein of 87 amino acids. Lineage: Eukaryota; Fungi; Basidiomycota; Agaricomycetes; Polyporales; Phanerochaetaceae. The record is from RefSeq and is a predicted model, not a curated record.
CCACGUAUUUCGGGAAUACUUACUGAUUGGUAGCAUUAUCUAUAACAGCCCCCUUUGCUUUUGCAGCGCUUCAUGCUUAAUCUUCGCCAGCUUGGUACCGCUGAUGAAAGCGGUUCGGACACGCGACAUUCUCCCCACUCCUCCAUAAGCUUCCAAAUGUCCUCCAACUUUAUGGGGAACAUUGGAGAGCCUCUGGACCACUGCCAAUCAGAGCAAGUGCAAGAUGACGGCGAUGAUGGCCACUCGGAUGCAGCAGAUAAGCCAGAGGAUCAGCUCGAAGAAGGUGUCAUCCGAGAGAAACGACUGUCUUCCACGGGCCGGCAUGAACUGGUUGUCGCUUUGAUAUUGCAAAUCGCCGAGUGCGCAAAUGAGCAAGAUGAUAUCAGCUUGUCUGCUUCCUCAAGUGAAGCGACAUGUUGAGAGGUAUCCGGAUAUCUGAGGACCGACGGUUAGGUGUGUAUUCAUUUUUGCUACGCCACA